AUGCGGUCAGCCAAGCAACACCAAGAUGUCAACUUGUUGAAACCAAGAUUCGUGAAGUCUACCCGACGAAUAACCGAGCCCAUAACCAAGAUUAAGCAUUCUCACCCCACGAGCGAAUCUCCAGAACCCAAGUCCCUUCGGUUGGUCAAGAACAGAACCAGUCGUACCGUCGACCUCCAAAGUCCAGGCUCACUUCUCGCUGACAAUUUUAUUGCGAGCCUUGACCAGUACCGUGAAACUGUCUCGAAUCAAGCCACGAAAAACAUUGACCGCGUUCAUGCAGAGCUCACUGCUUCCCUGGACAAUCUCUCGCUCGACACCAAUCAUCGUUUCGAGCAACUCACAACCAUUGACGAAACACUCAGCAGACCCUUCAGCACAGAGACACUGAUCAUUCAAGUGGUGGCAGAUGAUGACAACCUCAGAGACCAAGAAGAGUUCUCCUUGCAGACACGCUUGACUGCAUUCCGGAAACUGCAACAAGACAAGCAACACGUUUUGACACAUCUAUGGGACGAUUGGGAAGCCGUGCAGCUGGAGAUCAUUACCUUGACUGCUGAAGUCUGUGGCUCACGCGCUGUCAGUCUCAGUCAAGACCAAGCAAGCACGAUGAAAGAUGGUCAACAGGAACAGUACGACUCUGUUCUUGUUAAAGGACAAAAGCUUCAUGAUCAAGAGGUCAUUGAGACGAACGUUCUGCAUAAGGAGUUUUCAGAUCUCGAGGAUAGCAUCAGUCACAUCACUGGCAAUACCAACCAUGCUGUCGUGGCUAUACAGCAGAAAUACAAGGUUCAGCGGAGCAAAUUGUUUCAAGGACUCCAACGCCACAUCGAGCUUCUUGCAUCCCUUUAG
This is a messenger RNA of Exophiala bonariae, 852 nucleotides long. RefSeq lists its product as uncharacterized. Lineage: Eukaryota; Fungi; Ascomycota; Eurotiomycetes; Chaetothyriales; Herpotrichiellaceae. The transcript has 3 exons. Bases 1 to 852 code for a protein of 283 amino acids. The record is from RefSeq and is a predicted model, not a curated record.